Molecule: messenger RNA, 4170 nt
Organism: Saccoglossus kowalevskii
Lineage: Eukaryota; Metazoa; Hemichordata; Enteropneusta; Harrimaniidae
Product: sushi, von Willebrand factor type A, EGF and pentraxin domain-containing protein 1
Biological process (GO): Notch signaling pathway
Molecular function (GO): Notch binding; calcium ion binding
Source: RefSeq, a predicted model, not a curated record
UGUGCAUUGGUCAACACCAGUGGUGUUCGACAACAGUGGCAAGGAGCCUGUACUAACUGUUGAACCAGCCGGUUUAAAAUCGCCUCACAGAUUCACUAUUGGAUCCACGAUAAUAACUACACAGCAACCGAUGCAGAGGGCCGACACAAAUCAUGCAGAUUCAAGGUUAUUGUACAAGAUAACGAACCACCGAGAUUGAUCACGUGUCCAGACAGCAUUAAACUUCAAAAUAUAGUCGAAUCUGAAUCACCAGUUCAGUGGGAAGAACCGGUUUUUCGAGACAAUUCUGAGGAAGAUAUGAAAAUUACACAGAGUCAUGUAUCCGGUGCUGUCUUUGUUUGGGGCCAACACACGGUACGAUACUCUGCCGAGGAUAUGACUGGCAAUGUAGCAGUGUGCGAAUUUCAAGUACAUCUUAGUCCUUCUUCGUGUCCCUCGUAUCCUGCGCCUAUCAAUGGUGCCACAGCUUGUGAUGACUGGUUGUUCGGUCAGUUCUGUAGUGUCAGCUGCAACAUAGAAUAUGAGUUUGCGAGUAAACCAGCGGAAUGGUAUAUAUGCGAUGCUACUGGAAAUUGGAGGACUUCUCCCCCGGCUCUCACAUUACCCUGGCCUGACUGUUCAAAGCGAUAUGUUGCUAAGGCGGCUCACAAAGGAAUGAAACACCAAUAUUAUACUGGUAACUGUAACAAUCCAAAGACACAACAAAUGAUAAAAGAGCAAUUCGUCAAUGCUUUCAAGUUAUCAGUUUUUGGAAAAAGUGGCGGUUGCAAAACCGUCGAGAACGCAUGUGAAAUUUCGGCUGUGAUUGUCUAUUGUGGUGCCAUUGACAACACCUUACGACGACGACGACGACGUGAUGUCAGUGACCUGGACAAUGUUGUUACGAUUGAGUUUUCCGUCUUGGUUAAAAUAUUAGAACCGACGGAUGAUGAAGAAGUCGCUGAGGAGAAACUAAAUAUAGUGUUUGACACUAUACAAGACAUAACGGUGGAAUUCCGGAACCAAACUCUACAAGGACAACUAAGUCUAGAUGUAGAAAAUGAAACCCUGGUGGCGAAUGAUGAUUAUUUCGAAACCGAACCAACUGUACCAAUGUGCGAAGAUGGAACUAUUCUAAGUGGGAAACGAUGUGUGAAUUGUCCGGUUGGUACGUACUAUGAUGUCAUCAGUGGUAUGUGUAGUCUAUGUUUCCCUGGUUAUUAUCAAGACGAAGAAGCGCAAUUAGAAUGCAAAGCCUGUGACAACGGUACCUGGACUGAUGGAGCGCAUGCUAAAAACUAUACGUCUUGCAUAGACGUUUGUAAUCCCGGUACGUAUUCCGUAAAUGGAUUGAUGACGUGCAAGUCGUGUCCGAUUGGUACAUAUCAACCAAUAAGUCGACAGACCGAGUGUAUGCCGUGUCCAGAAGGCACAACUACAUGGGUAGAGGGCGCCAAUGCUCUGGAGGAUUGCCAAGCAACCUGCUCCCCUGGGACGUAUUCUGUGAAAGGUCUCGAACCAUGCGCCCCUUGUCCUAUCGGAUUUUAUCAGACAUUUCGUGGACAGAAAUAUUGUCUUCCAUGCGAUGAUCAUCUAACUACGUACGGCAUGGGAACAGUAUCUGCGGAAUAUUGUCAAGUUGUCGACUCCUGUUCUUCCAGUCCAUGUCACAACAAUGGUGUGUGUGAGAACCACGACGUGUCAUAUACAUGUGACUGUGCCGUGGGUUACACCGGAAGUAACUGUGAAAUUGACGUAGAUGAGUGUCAGUCAAGUCCAUGUGCGUUCAAUUCUACUUGCCUUGAUAGAGUGAAUGGUUUUCAGUGUGUUUGUACACCUGGCUACAAGGGACAACAUUGUGAAGUGGAAAUAAACGAGUGUUUAAUGGCUUCGUGUUUGAACAAUGGACAAUGCCAAGACGAGAUUGAUGGGUACCACUGCAUCUGUGUCGAAGGUUUCACUGGUGAGUUUUGCGAGAUACAACCAGACAACUGCGCCAGCGAUCCAUGCCAGAACCAAGGAUUGUGUAUAGAUCACGCUGAUGGAUUCGUCUGUGUAUGUCGAGAUGGUUUCGAUGGUUUGCAUUGUGGGCUCAACGUGGACGAGUGUCAGUCAAUGCCUUGCCUAAAUGGAGCACGCUGUAUCGAUCUCGAAUUCGACUAUGAAUGUGAGUGUACACUCGGCUAUACAGGGCAGAACUGUGAAGUAAACAUAGAUGACUGUAUUCAACAUCAAUGUGAAAAUGGCGCGACGUGUCAAGAUGGCGUUAACACCUAUACCUGUCGGUGUUCACCAACAUUUUCCGGCCGAUACUGUGAAAAUAAAAUGUCCGAUGACUUUGAUCUGUUGUUCACCAGACCGGUUACUGCUGAUGUUGCAAUUCUGCGUGACAGAGUGCCAUUGCUAGAAGCAUUCACAGUAAUGUUCUGGAUGAAAACCAACGAUACCAGUAACUCCGGGACGCCUAUGUCAUACGCUACAAUGGAUGGUAAUGACACUGAGUCUGACGCCAUUGUGUUAACUAAUUAUGCAGGAUUCAAUCUGAUGGUCAACGGGGAGACGGCGUACACUGAUGUAGCUCUCAAUGAUGGGACGUGGCAUCACGUGGUAGUCACGUGGACAAACAGAGGUGGUGCUUGGCGAUUCUACGUUGAUGGUGUUUUGGCAUCUACAGGAGAGCAUCUACGCGACUCCGAUGUCAUAUUUGGAGGAGGUGUCUUGGUUGUUGGACAGGAGCAAGAUGAGCCAUCUGGAGGGUUCAGCCCAGUCGAAGCAUACAUAGGCCACAUUAGCAAAUUAAAUAUUUGGGACUAUGUCAUGUCUGCUGAAAGCAUUGUAAUCAUAUCCGGUUGUUGCUAUGGUACACCUGGUAACGUUGUCGCGUGGUCUGACUUUAAAAAUAAUAUUUAUGGUAACGUCGAAAUAACAAGUCCAUCAAAAGUUUGUACAGGGGACAGUUGUGGUUUCGAAAAUGAUAAAUGUCAUUCGCAACUAUGCCACCAUGGUGGGACAUGCUUGGAUGAAGCUGGCUAUAUCGUAUGUGUGUGCCCAACAGGAUAUAGUGGACUACUCUGCGAACUCGAGACAAGGUGUGGUUCACCACCUGAGAUAGAACAUGGCAAUGUGAUCACAGAUAACGAAGACCUACUGGUUGGAACAAUUGCUGACUAUACAUGUGACAAUGGAUAUGAUCAUUCUGGUGUUAGCUCUUUAUCGUGCAUGAAUGAUGGACACUGGGAAAAUAAUAAAGUCGGAUGUUCAGAUUACAAUGAAUGUCUAUCGGAUGACUCAAUGUGUCAGCAUCUAUGUAUCAAUUCUAAUGGGACGUAUGUGUGUGACUGUAACCAGGGAUACCAAUUACAUUCCGAUGGCCAUACCUGCAUAGAUAUCAAUGAAUGUUUGACUGAUAUGUAUGGUUUACAAAAUGGAGGUUGUGAAGACACAUGUACAAAUACACGAGGGAGUUAUUUCUGUACUUGUCCGAUUGGAUAUGAACUUACACCUAACGGAAUUCACUGCAGAGAUAUUGAUGAGUGUUCAACUGGGAUGAAUGACUGCCAACAAAAGUGUAGAAAUACUCUAGGCAGUUAUACGUGUGAAUGUCAUCCGGGAUAUUAUCUUCAUUCUAACGGGAGACAUUGUCAAGCCAUGUCGUGUCCACAACCUCUCAAACCAAACCAUGGUACACUCGUAUAUCCGGAAUUUGAUGAAAUUCAAUAUGGAACUAUAAUGACGGUUAACUGUUUUCCGGGCUAUCAUCUGAUUGGCGAAAGGUUUCGAACAUGUGACAUGACAGGAAAAUGGACUGGCUCUGAUAGUCAGUGUAUAGAGGUCAACUGUGGAACGAUUGGAUCUAUGAUGGAAAAUGGAAAUGUGGUUAUUUCCGGAACUGGCUUACAUGACACCGCCUCUUUCACAUGUAACGACGGGUUUUAUUUGAUUGGCUCCCAGGCUAUGCAAUGUCAAGAAGACGGUAUUUGGUCUGGGUCCCGGCCAUAUUGCGGUUUAAAACUCACCUAAACACGUGUAACCUCGAAAAGCUUGUCCAUAAUCAUUUACCGUUGUAAUCAGCUAUAUUGUGAAUGACUUCAGUGGGAAUGUUGAAUUGUCAUUGAUGCAAGUAUUUACAUUAGCGUUCAUAUCUCAACGUAGUUUAUGCUUCUCAUUAUAAUCGGAAUUAAAUUUAAAUUA